AUGGCUUUUCGGGCUCGCUCCGUUGCCCUUCUUCGUUGGGGGUUGGAGCCGAGAUCAUCACAGUUGAAUGUGUUGGGUAGGAGACGUGGGUUGGCGACGGUGUCGGAUGGGACGCGAGCAUACGAUGUGGUGGUCAUUGGAGGAGGUCAUGCAGGCUCCGAAGCCUGUGCCGCGGCUGCUCGUUCAGGCGCCCGAACCGCAUUAAUCACGCCCUCGCUAUCCAAUAUCGGUGUUUGUUCGUGUAAUCCGAGUUUCGGUGGAAUCGGAAAGGGUACUAUGAUCCGGGAAGUUGAUGCGAUGGAUGGUGUCGCGGGACGAAUCAUCGACAAGGCCGGUAUCAUGUUUCGCACGCUGAACCGAUCCAAGGGCCCGGCGGUUUGGGGUCCCCGUGCACAGAUCGAUCGCGAUUUAUAUAAGAAGUACAUGCAGGAGGAGCUGCAGGGAACGGAAGGAUUGAGUAUUGUGGAGGGUAAGGUUGCGGAUAUUGUGGUGUCGAAGGAUGGGGUCGAGCAUACUCCUGGGGCGCAGGGCAAGAUUGUUGGUGUUAGGCUGGAGUCUGGCGAGGUUAUACCGACUGGCAAGGUGGUCAUUACGACGGGUACGUUUUUGGGUGGAGAGAUUCAUAUUGGGCUUGAAGCGUACCCGUCUGGUCGGAUGGGCGAGGCUGCUACGUUUGGACUUAGCAAGUCUUUGCGGGAUGCUGGGUUCACGCUGGGUCGUUUGAAGACGGGGACACCUCCGCGGUUGGAUAGGAAGACGAUCAACUUUGCGCCGUUGGAAGUCCAGGAGGGUGACCACCCCCCGAGUCCGUUCUCGUAUCUCAAUGGCAGGGUUCAGGUCGACGACGAGGCUCAGCUUACUUGCUGGAUGACCUACACUAAUGACGACGUUCACGAUAUUGUCCGGGCGAACCUGGACAAGACCAUUCACAUCCGCGAGACUGUUAGGGGACCCAGAUAUUGUCCUUCGCUCGAGUCCAAGAUCAUCCGCUUCACCGAUAAGAAGCGCCAUCUGAUCUGGCUCGAGCCAGAGGGUUUCGCGCCAAACGACGUCAUUUACCCCAAUGGUAUCUCCAUGACUAUUCCUGCCGACGCCCAGUACGCCAUGCUGCGAAAGGUUCACGGUCUCGAGAACGUAACCAUGCUUCAACCCGGAUACGGAGUCGAGUACGACUACAUUGACCCGCGCAAUCUCCGCCCCACGCUCGAAACGAAACUUAUCAGCGGUCUCUAUCUCGCUGGUCAGAUCAACGGUACCACCGGCUACGAAGAAGCCGCCGGACAGGGUAUCAUCGCCGGUACUAACGCAGGAUUAUCCGCCCAAGGUCGGGAACCGCUCACUCUUCGCCGGUCCGACGCAUUCAUUGGCAUAAUGAUCGACGACCUCAUCACGAAGGGCGUCUCUGAGCCCUACCGCAUGUUCACGACACGAAGCGAAUACCGCAUCACCACUCGCUCCGACAACGCCGACCUCCGUCUCACCCGAAUGGCCCGCGAGGCCGGAAUCGUCUCCGACAAGCGCUGGCGCCACUUCACGGAAACAGAAGCACAGAUUAACGAGCUCCAAACCCUCCUCGAGAACACCAAGAUGUCCUCCUACGCCUGGGCGCGCAAGGGCUUCAAAGCCCGCAUCGAUCCCUCUCAACGCUCCGCCCUCGACCUCUUGUGUCUCAGCGAAAGCGACAUCGACUCUCUCAUCCCGCACAUCGAAUCCCCCACCGGCACCGUCUACUCCGCCUCUUCCUUCCCCCCGGAGAUCCGCAACCGCGUCUCCAUCGAAGGCCGUUACGCCCCCUUCGUGAUCCGCCAGGAAAACGCAGCCAAGAAAUCCCUCCGCGACGAGAACUUGUCUAUCCCCGCUGAUCUGGACUAUGCUACCGUGAAAGGCAUCAGCAUCGAGGAAAAGCAGGCCCUGGAGCGCGUCCGUCCCGUCAGUAUUGGCAUGGCGAGACGCAUCGAGGGCGUUACUCCAUCCGGUGUCCUGAGGGUGCUUAUGCACGUGCACAGGACCAGCCGGGAUAGGACUGCUCCCGCAUCGGAGGGACUUGAGGAGACCCCUGAUGAUGUUAUCAGCCAGGCGCCUUAA
This is a messenger RNA of Aspergillus tubingensis, 2085 nucleotides long. Its product is annotated as tRNA modification protein MTO1. Gene Ontology annotation, biological process: tRNA methylation; tRNA wobble uridine modification. Gene Ontology annotation, molecular function: flavin adenine dinucleotide binding. The transcript has 2 exons. Lineage: Eukaryota; Fungi; Ascomycota; Eurotiomycetes; Eurotiales; Aspergillaceae. The record is from RefSeq and is a predicted model, not a curated record. Bases 1 to 2085 code for a protein of 694 amino acids. Gene Ontology annotation, cellular component: cytosol.